This is a messenger RNA of Aspergillus costaricaensis CBS 115574, 525 nucleotides long. RefSeq lists its product as uncharacterized. NCBI's taxonomy places the organism in Eukaryota, Fungi, Ascomycota, Eurotiomycetes, Eurotiales, Aspergillaceae. The coding region runs from base 1 to 525 and encodes 174 amino acids. The record is from RefSeq and is a predicted model, not a curated record. The transcript is spliced from 3 exons.
AUGGAUGGCAGAAAUUCACGAGAAAUGUGGGAAGUAGGUGUGGCAGUCCAAAAGCCACUUUCUGAUGAUGGGUCAAGAAAGACCGUAGUCAUCUUGCCACGUUAUAUUCACAAAGAAAAGCUCAUCGAAGCUGUAGGCCAUGCAACCGCACCUCCAUCUCCGCAUCGUGCUAUCUGCCACUUGCAGGUCGACUGGCGGAGAUAUCCGAAGGCCCGUAGCCUAGCCCUCAUCUUCGAUCGGCGAUCUACCGAACAUGUCAUGUUUGAUCCGAGAAUCCGACACAUUGACAGCCAACCCGGGUGCAUUAGCGGUACGCCUCAGCUGGACUACAUGUCCCCGGUGGCAGGUCCCCGAGGAGAUGUUGCCCACGAAGAUUCGUCUGUCAAUGUGGGUGCAGACUGGUACUACGCGUCCAUCCUUCUAUCUCCUGCAACCCUCACCCGCAAGAUUGCCACCUCCAUUCCGUUGCCCCUCCAGUUGGAGGUUGACGGCGAAUUUCGGACCAAGCAUCGAUUGUGCAGUUAG